UGUUCGUUUCCCUCCCCCAAAUCCAACCACAAGAAUAGGAGCCCUCCCCCCUCUGGAUGCCGCCGCCGCCGCCGUCGUCAUGACCCCCGCCGCAUGGCCGGUCUGCACCAUCUGCUACGAGGACCUCCGCCCGCUCUCCGACCAGCACAUCUACUGCCUCCCCUCCUGCGGCCACGUCUUCCACGCCCUCUGCGUAGAGCAAUGGCUGGAAUACUGCCCGAGCGCGGGCGGCAAGAAGAAGGGCAAGUGCCCCAUCUGCAAGCAGGCCUGCGGCGCCUCUCACCCCCCGACCCGCCUCUUCUUCCAGUCCACCGGCGCGUGCCCCACGCAGGCGCCCCCCUCCUCGUCGCAGGACGCCGACCCGGAGGCGCUCGCCGAAGAGGUCGCCCGGCUGGAGCAGAAGGCGUCGUCCCUUGGCAAGGUGCUCGAGGAGCAGCGCGAUGGGAUCCAGAAGCUCAACGCCGAGGUCGUUAGGUGGAAGGAGCAGGCGGCGACCGCAGAGACGAUGCGGGAGUCGGCUAGGAAGGAGAAAGAGUCUGUGCAGCGGCUGCUCAAUGCGAAAACAGAGGAGUUGUCGAGGAAGACGUCAGAGUGCGUGAGGUUGCACGAGAGGAGCCUUGCGUUGGCGAAGGAGCUUGCGGCCCUGAAGCUGUCGACUGACAUGAACCUUCAGGAAGAAGACAUCCUAAAGUUGGCUUCAUUGGGUAACCAUGGCAACCUUGAGAAUGCUGUUGACGUCCUGAAGAGAUCACUUGCUCUCCGCAACAAGAGCUACAAAGACUUGAUGGUCCAAUGCAAUCAUCUGGGAAGAUCAGAAAGUCGCGCUCAGCAGAGGAUUGAGAAGGACAAAGAGCUGAUAAAGAAGUUGAGGGCAAAGGUACUUGAUCUUCAGAAGGAGCUGGAAGAAAAGGAAAAUAAUGUCAUCAGAGACUUGAGGUCUUCAAAGAAAUUUAAAGCUGACCAGAAGCAGACAAAUCCAGUGAAUGUCAGUGCUAAUAAUGGUUUCUCUAGUCCAUCUGUUGGACAUGGGAAUCAAACGGUUAAGCUUGAUGAUGUGAUGCAAGAUGGAUGCAAGGAGAAGGCUCAGUCAAACCAGGUGACCCCUGAAGCUAAAAAAGAUCCGAUCUUAGAAGACAACCUUGAAAUAAAGAUUGCAGAUGUGAUAGACUUAGAUGCGGAUGAUAAAGACACGAUAAAAUGUCCCACCGAGCUGUUUGGGUAUAAUGAUUGCACUUUGGAUAUACAAAAUCAGUCCAGUCGCUGUGAACGUGGUACUGAAGAGCCCACGGCAUUCGGAUGUGAGCCUUCCUUGGAUGUACCAGAAGAAACAUCAUUUUUGAAACACACAGCGGCUACUGGAAAAUCAACAUUUCAGGAGAUUCUUAUGAAGACCAAACUGCAAAACGUUCAAGAGCUUCCUGUUCUGAGAAGCACGAAUGUUACAACUUCAACAUGGAAGAAAGAAUCACUGACAAUUGGUGGCAUCUCUAAACAAGCAACUAGGCUGGCUUCUGGCACUGGACCUCAGACAUUUCACAAUUUAAAUUCUCUUUCCGAUGAUGAUUUUCAAACGCUACCUGGAUGUACCGGUGAAGGGGCAAGAAAAGGCAUCGGCAAAUGGUCCAAGGGCAUGGCAGCACCUGGGUAUCUAGGUGCAAACACAAACAAGGGCAAUCUGAUAUCUGUGGGGCACGACGGGCGCGGGGGAAAGGUGAAAGUCCUGAGAGGUCAUGGCCGGUUCCCGGAUAGCAGGACUCCAGCAUUGUGGCCAAAGGCACAGCAGAAGGCUGGAGGCAAAGGUGGGCAGUCUCACCUAGAGCACUUCUUUGAGAAGAGAUGAUGAUCCUAGCUUCCUACUGAGAAUGCAUGUUGUGAUGAAAUGGUGCCACUGCCUGCUGUGUGGCUUGUGCCAUACUUGCAGGGAGACAUGAAUCCAGAUUUUGUAAUCGGUGCACUAUUAGCAUUGGUCCAGUGAUGUUAGAGGUUGGACACAAUCUCUCAAUGCUAUUUGAGACGCCUGAAUCCCUCAGUGCCCUGGCUUAUGCUUUGGUUUGUCAAGGGUCCAGUUUGUGCACACGGUGGCAUUGUUUAUUUGAUUUGAUGCACAUGUUGUGUCAUGUUUUCUAAUUAGUAUUGUUAAGAGUUGAGGAGGCAACAGAGAAGACUUCACUUUUGGCUCAAUGCCGAACUAGGUUAUCUGCUGCUGUGUCCGGUUUUGUCGGUUCACUUUU
Messenger RNA from Triticum dicoccoides, 2231 nucleotides. RefSeq lists its product as uncharacterized. Bases 80 to 1840 code for a protein of 586 amino acids. The transcript is spliced from 9 exons. The record is from RefSeq and is a predicted model, not a curated record. NCBI's taxonomy places the organism in Eukaryota, Viridiplantae, Streptophyta, Magnoliopsida, Poales, Poaceae.